Messenger RNA from Seriola aureovittata, 10548 nucleotides. It is a transcript of the gene mast4, whose product is annotated as microtubule associated serine/threonine kinase family member 4. Gene Ontology annotation, molecular function: protein serine/threonine kinase activity; protein binding; ATP binding. The record is from RefSeq and is a predicted model, not a curated record. Gene Ontology annotation, biological process: intracellular signal transduction; peptidyl-serine phosphorylation. The transcript has 30 exons. NCBI's taxonomy places the organism in Eukaryota, Metazoa, Chordata, Actinopteri, Carangiformes, Carangidae. The coding region runs from base 317 to 7879 and encodes 2520 amino acids.
UUGAAAGUCAUGAGCGACAAGACACACAACAAGGGGGUGGGCAACUUUUAAGUGAAGUGGAGACCUCAGCCGGGCGGUGAAGUUAAUACCUAACAGACUCGAUAAAUAUUUUUUAAUCGAUAUCUUUCAAAGUCGUGACUUUGUUUUUACUCGGGCUCAGAAAGUGGUGGUAUCCUUUUAUGGGCUCGCUCCUGGGGGGGAAAAAAAAGAAGUCACAGGUGUGUUGACAGGUUAAUUAAUGGCUGCGUUUCGUUUUGACGUCGCGUCUUGAUGGAGUUGUCUCGGCUCGUGAACUGCUCGCAUUUAGUUUGAAGCGAUGGAGCACGAGCGCUUUUCGGCGUCUGGAAGCGGCGAGAGUCUGUCGUCCGGUUCCAACACCUUGUCGGAGGGUGAAGAAAUAACGGCCGUCCUGCACAUUAAAGUCUCCGGAGACGGAGGCGACAGUCACAACUCAGACUCUGGAAGUGUCAGCGGAAAUACAGAGGAGACAGCAGGGGACGAAGAAGAAGAAGACGAGAAGCUGGACAACAUCCUCUACCCUCCCUCCACGUCCCUCAGGAAGUCCAGUAACCCGGAGUUGACUCAUGGAUUAAGUCCUGCUCUCAAAUUUAAACGACAUCUCAGUGAGGAUGGAAAACACGUACGAAGGCGGAGCCUGGGGGGCGGUCUCACAGGAAAGUACCUUCUGCUGCCCGCCAACCCCCAGCAGACACACACAGCGUGGCAGCCGUCAUCUGAGAUCUCUAACCUGGUCCGAAUGUGUUCCCUGAAUCUGGGAAAGUCGGACCCCUCCCUCACCUCCAGCCUGAAAGAGCUGAGUCUUCCUAGAAGAGGCAGUUUCUGCAGAACGAGCAACAGAAAAAGCCUGAUAGGAAGCGGCCAGUCUUCAGGUUUACCACGACCUCACUCCCCUCUCUCAUCUCUCACAGGAACAAGCCCACAAGACAGUCCCAGAAAUUUCUCUCCCAGUGCCUCUGCUCAUUUUUCCUUUGCACGAAGUCAUUGCCACAGAGCAGACAGGACUGAUGGUCGCCGCUGGUCGUUGGCGUCGCUUCCCUCCUCUGGAUAUGGAACCAACACGCCCAGCUCCACCGUCUCUUCAUCCUGUUCAUCACAGGAGAAGCUGCACCAGCUGCCCUUCCAGCCUACGCCUGAUGAACUGCACUUCCUCUCCAAGCACUUCUGCACUGAGAGUAUCUCCGGGGACGAGUGCCGCAGAGCGACGGCCAUGCGACCCCGCUCCCGCAGUCUCAGCCCUGGAAGAUCUCCAUCAUGUUACGACCAUGAGAUUAUUAUGAUGAAUCACGUCUACAAGGAGCGAUUUCCGAAGGCCACAGCUCAGAUGGAGGAAAGGAUUCAGGAGAUCAUCCGCAGUAACUCUCCGGAGACCGUCCUCCCUUUGGCAGAUGGUGUGCUCGGCUUUGCCCACCACCAGAUAAUUGAACUGGCCCGUGACUGUCUGGAGAAGAGCCGGCUAGGACUCAUCACCUCCAGCUACUUCUGCGAGCUCACUGACAAGCUGGAGAGGCUUGUUCAGGAGUCCACGGAGAGAUCAGAAAGCGAGGAGGUAAACUUCAUCAGAGAGCUGGUGAAGAAGAUCCUCAUCGUCAUCGCCCGACCUGCUCGACUGCUCGAAUGUCUGGAGUUUGACCCGGAGGAGUUUUAUCACCUUCUGGAGGCCGCCGAAGGACACGCUAAAGAGGGCCAGGGCAUCAAAACGGACAUCCCUCGUUACAUCAUCAGCCAGCUGGGACUCACACGAGAUCCUCUGGAAGAAAUUGCUCAGCUGACCGGCUGUGACAGCGGGAUUGCAGAAACCCCAGAGACAGACGACUCUUCUCAGAGCCUGAGCACAGCCCUGCGGUGCCGGCGAAAACCCUGUGAGCUGGACUUUGAGAUGACAAAACUCAUCAGCAAUGGAGCCUACGGAGCUGUUUAUCUGGUUCGGCACAAGGAAACUAAGCAGCGGUUCGCCAUGAAAAAGAUCAACAAGCAGAACCUGAUUUUGAGGAACCAGAUACAACAGGCCUUUGUGGAGAGAGACAUCCUCACCUUUGCUGAGAACCCUUUUGUGGUGUCCAUGUACUGCUCCUUUGAGACCCGGCGGCACCUGUGCAUGGUUAUGGAAUAUGUCGAAGGGGGAGACUGUGCCACCCUACUGAAGAACAUGGGUCCUCUGCCUGUGGAUAUGGCCAGGAUGUACUUUGCAGAGACAGUGCUGGCUCUGGAGUAUCUCCACAACUAUGGCAUUGUCCACAGGGACCUCAAACCAGACAAUUUGCUGGUUACAUCGAUGGGGCACAUUAAGCUCACAGACUUUGGGUUGUCCAAAGUUGGGCUGAUGAACAUGACCACUAACCUGUAUGAGGGACACAUAGAGAAAGAUGCCCGAGAAUUCUCUGACAAGCAGGUUUGUGGAACCCCUGAGUAUAUCGCUCCAGAGGUGAUCCUGAGACAAGGUUACGGGAGGCCGGUGGACUGGUGGGCAAUGGGGAUCAUCCUCUAUGAGUUCCUCGUGGGCUGCGUGCCUUUUUUUGGAGACACACCAGAGGAGCUGUUCGGACAGGUCAUCAGCGACGAGAUCAACUGGCCCGAGGGAGAGGACGCCCCGCCUCCUGACGCUCAGGAGCUCAUCACCUUGCUGCUCAGACAGAACCCUCUGGAACGAAUGGGCGCAGGUGGAGCCGCUGAAGUAAAGCAGCAUCAGUUUUUCCACAACCUGGAUUGGAACGGGCUGCUGAGGCAGAAGGCUGAGUUUAUUCCUCAGCUCGAGUCUGAGGAUGACACCAGCUAUUUCGACACUCGCUCUGAGAGAUACCAUCACCUGGAGACGGAGGAAGAGGAUACAAAUGAUGAAGACUUCAACGUGGAGCUGCGGCAGUUCUCCUCUUGUUCUCACAGGUUCUCGAAGGUGUACAGCAGCCUGGAUUUGUCUCGUGGGCACCUGGAGGAGAAAGGAGAGACGGAGGAGAAGAAGAGUGAGAGCCCACUGACUGUGGACUCUCUCAGCUGGACGCCAGACUUUGCAGAAAUGCCCUCGUUGUCCCACUCGACAGACACGGACAGUAUGAAUCAGGGCCCCCGCCCCAGCUUGCUGCCAAAGUUUGCCAUCUCAGCUGAGAGCGAAGGAGACGAGACCUCAGGCCUCGGCGACCCCAGCAAGGCCUCCUUCUCCAUCGGGGAGCUCCCGCAGGACGAGCCUGACGCCACCACCCCGGGCAGCACCCACAGCGGAGCCACGCUCUCCGGAAGUUUCUCAGAACAUCUGGACCAGUUGACACCCAGAGGUGAAGGGGUGGAGAGUCCCGACAGUACCAGUCAAACCUCCGCGGACCAGGGUGCUCAGACCACCUCACUGCGGCCUGAGAGCGCUGCAGAGAAGGCCGGAGCCGUGGCAAAAGUCCCAAAGUCCGUGUCAACUAGUGCCCUUUCCCUCAUGAUCCCUGGGGAUAUCUUCGGGGUGUCUCCGCUGGCCAGCCCUCUAUCUCCUUACUCCCUCUCCUCAGACCCUUCCUCCCGAGACUCCUCUCCGAGUCGGGACUCCUCCCUCUGUAACGCCAACCCGCGGCAGCCUGUCGUCAUCCACAGCUCCGGGAAGAAGUUCGGCUUCACGCUGAGGGCGAUCCGGGUGUACGCUUGUGACAGUGACAUCUACACUGUCUAUCACAUGGUCUGGAAUGUAGAAGACAGUGGACCUGCGCAUAAAGCAGGACUCAAAGCUGGAGACCUCAUCACUCAUGUCAACGGAGAACCGGUCCACGGUCUUGUCCACACUGAGGUGGUGGAGCUCCUGAUCAAGAGCGGGAGCAAAGUGGCCAUCUCCACGACCCCCUUUGAGAACACUUCAAUAAAAACCGGUCCAGCCAGGAGGAACAGCUACAGGAGCAAGAUGGUCAGAUGUGCCAAAAAGCCCAAGAAGGAGAAGACGCCAGAGAGGCGACGCUCCCUCUUCAGACGUUUUGCCAUGCAGCCCUCUCCUCUCCUGCACACCAGCCGCAGCUUCUCCUCCCUCAACCACUCUCUGUCAUCUGGUGAGAGUCUCCCCGGCUCCCCCACCCACAGCCUCUCCCCUCGUUCCCCUACCGCCGCCUUCCGCCCCGCACCAGAUUUCACACAGUCAGGUGGCAACUCCUCCCAGAGCAGCUCCCCCAGCUCCAGCGCUCCAAACUCCCCCGCAGGUUCAGGCCACAUCCGACCCAGCACGCUCCACGGCCUCGGCCCCAAGCUGCCGGGCCAAAGGCUUCGUCAGGGGCGCCGCAAGUCUGCUGGCAGCAUUCCCCUCUCCCCUCUGGCUCGCACACCUUCACCCACCCCCCAGCCAACAUCUCCUCAGCGCUCACCCUCUCCCCUUCUGAGUGGACACUCUGUUGCCAUUUCCAAGACAACCCAAGCCUUCCCAGCCAAGAUACAUUCCCCGCCCACAAUUGUACGCCAUAUUGUACGCCCCAAAAGUGCUGAGCCGCCUCGAUCACCCCUCCUGAAACGAGUCCAGUCUGAGGAGAAGCUGUCCCCCUCUUACACAGGAGAUAAGAAGCACCUGUGUCCCAGAAAGCACAGCUUGGAAGUGACCCAGGAAGAGGUGCAGGAUGAGGAGCUGAGGCCCGGGGAGCGGGAUUACACCGUCCUGCAGAGCGUGGAAGAGGCAGCCUGCGAGCCGCUGGCAAUCACCCGUGUGCGGCCUGUUGAGCAGGGCUGUUUAAAGAGGCCCAUCAGCCGCAAGAUGGGCCGGCAGGAGUCUGUCGAGGAGCUCGACAAGGAAAAACUGAAAUCCAAGAUGGUCGUGAAGAGACAGGACUGGUCAGAGAGGAGGGAGUCUCUGCAGAAGCAAGAUGCCCUGCGGGAAUCUGACUCAUCCCCCAUGUGUGGUGACGACAGGGAGGAAAGUUUUCUGGUGCGAGGCCAAAACAAAUCCCAGAGCAGCCCAGAGUGUGGCCCUCUGGAGGCCAAAGCUGCCAGCACCACCCUGAAAGAUGUUCUGUAUAAGAAACUCACCACACGAGUCUCUGAGGGAAUCAGCGAACCGUCUGGUGGCGGCGGUGAAAACGAAGGAGGUCUCCGAGCUCUCUGCUCCAUUCACCCAGAGUGGCAGCACACCAGGCAGGGGAAAGACAACAUGAAGCCAGACAGAUUGGACUUCAAAGCUCCUAACAUUGAGUUCACCAGGAAGAGGUUGUCAUUCGAAGAGCGAGAAGAUUGCAUGUGUCGGCUCUCGUCUGGCAUCCACGAGAGCCUCCACUUUGGCUCCACCAGGUCUAAGAGCCUCCAGCUGGACACGGCCAUGCCUCAUGACCACAUGAAGGCAGGUCUGGGAAGUGUUCACUCCAGCCCUGAGGGUCUGGCGCCCAAGCUUUUCUCCGGGAGAGGAGAGAGCGCUGUGGAAAAACUGCAGCUCAUCUCCUCCGCAGAGUCUCCCCUUCGAAAGACAUCAUCUGAAUACAAACUGGAAGGACGUCAUGUGUCCUCUCUCAAACCUCUGGAGGGAACCCUGGAUAUCGGCCUGCUCUCAGGGCCCAGAGUCUCCAAAACAGAAACUUGUUUAUCCAAGAUGAUGGAGAACACAAGCGACUCUGUUUCCGUGAAUCCUCCAAUGUGGCUUCAGAGCCCCACAGAGAGGCAGAUAACCAUCCCCCAGCUGAAAACUGCAGACAAGCUGAAGAGCCCCCUGACUUGUUCCCCGAGCCCUGAAGCAGUUUCCUCUCUAAAUAGUAUCGUAGUAAAUAACACAAGUGCAGAAGUGAAAGUCAGUACAAGUGAUGAGAAAACACAGGAUAGACUUAGUGACUCAUUAAAGCCCCCCAUCACCAAAGUGGAGGCCCCAUCCUUCACUAUUAAACAAGAGAGCAGGACUGGUUUGAAGGGCCCUUCAUCUCUGGCUCAUGAACACAGAGGCCCUCGUCACAGCUCCCACUUCUCCUGUGGAAAAACACCCUCCAUACGGGAAGUCAGCAACGAAGAUCAGGAGGAUGAGGUGGAGCAGCAGGAAGUCACACCACACACUACAUCACAAACCACUGCCGGCCCCAAAACAGUCGUCUCUUUGACUCCACCAAAGCUGGAGGUGGACAUAAAAAGUUCGCCCGCACCUCCACGUGUGGAGACUCCGGCUGCGGCUGCCAAUGAUGCAUUACCCGUGUCACUGAAGCAGAGUAUAAACUCCGGUGUGGAUACAGGUCAGCGUCAGAGCUGCCAGGAGAAACCAGCGACUGCGCAGAGCUCAAAAAUGACCUCUGUGUGUAAGUUGAAUGUACAGAACAACUCCGCAUCUGUACGCGCUCCAGAGAGUGUGCUUUCAAAACAGCCACCGCCGAACAUCUGCUCUUCAAAUACAGAGCCGCAGGUUUCUAUCGCAAAAUCAGCAUCUGGUUCUGCACACAACAAUAAAUCCUACAGUUCAAAAUCAGACGGUCGGGACUGCUCUGACAGAUCUGUUAGUAAGGACAGUGUACAGUCUAACAGGUCAGCUGUGAAAGUGGUCGGUGAUGCAGGCAGCUCAGGCUCUAAGAGGGAAAUCAACACGUGUCCCACAGCUCCAAAGGUGGAGCUGAAGAAAGACGUUUCUACAGUCAACAUGGGCACCUCGUUACAAAGUGUCACAGGAGUCACACUGAGCUUAAACAAAAGGGAUAACACUGUGUCUGUAGGUAAAAUAGAGUGCAGUAGCAUAUCAGUGCAGAAGAAGGAAGAUACCAUAUCACCAAAGACAAAGAGUAACGGCAACGUGAAAGAUUCAGAGCAGCUAUCAAAAACUUAUCCAGCUGAAAAAGCACAGCACAAAUCAUCAGACUCAGAUCACUGCACCUCUAAAAAAGAAGAAACUGUCAUCAAUGUGAAAGAAAACACUGUGAAGCAGAAAGGUUCAGCUUCAACGGCUGCAAAUGAAAAUGUUCUGAGUCCCAAAAGUAAGUCAAAGCCAGACCCACAACCUGUGCCGCACAGCGCCAUGAAGACAGAGAAGGAGGCAAAAGCUCCUGAAGUGAAACCUCACAGCGCAGCUGCUCCUGUCUCAGUAGUGAAGGGAAGUCCAAACUCAAAACAGAGAGAAGUGUCUAAAGAAUCUGUGCUCUCAACUUCAAACAUUCAAGUGACCCAUGAGGCUAAACGGAAAGAAGCGGCGUUGCCAUCCACUGGAGGCGACGUCAAGCGGGAGGAAUUGACGCAGCUGACACAUUCUUCCGCUCCUACUGACGUGAAGCAAAGAGAGACCCAGGCCAAAAGCUCUGUAGCAACCACAGCUCACACAGUGAAAGAAAACACUGAGUCAAAGCCGAAAUCUCUCUCUCCUAAAACUGUCCCUUCAGCUUCAAAGACUUCUGUAGCUCCAGCACCAGUUAUUAAACAAAGUCUUGAUGCCAAACAUAAAGACCCCUCACCCAAAAACCAAGCCCCAGUCGUUAAAGACCAUCAUGACUCAAAACCAAAAGACAUUAACUCACCUCCACGUCAGCUGCAGCAGCUCAGGAAGGAGCCUCUGCCUCCGUCAGGUGUUUCCUCGCAGCCUGAUCCUCCACCAGUGCUGCCAAAACCUGCAGUGAAAAAAGAAACGCCCUCGCCAAGCGGUGGAGCCGCCUCAGCCAGGGUCUCCACCUGCGUAGCCCAGGAGACUGUCGUCAAGGUAUCCAAGGAAGGCCCCAAACAGGACAGCCACAAGGGCCCAGAGACCAGGAUCACCACCCCGGACAAACUGGCAUCCUCCGGCCGGAAGGAGCAGGCUGAGAGGAAGAAGAAAGAAGCGGCUCACGACGUCACAUCUGUACAGAAAAACACAAAAAGAGACGCAUCGAGAGCGACACCCGCUGCGCAGAAAGACACUUCAGACAAAGACGGUGGCAGGUGCAAGCAGCAGAAAGAGUCACCACGCAGCUCCAGUAACAAAAAGUAAGGAGGGAAGAGAGAAGAGCAGCUCACAUUAUCACUUCACAGAAUCCAGAUGUAAUAAAAUGUUAGAAAUGUUGUGCGAGCAUCAUCAUGCCUUCUUCUUCUUUUUGUUUUUUUUGGGGUUUUUUUUUUGUUUGUUUGUUUUUUUUUUGUUUGAGGACCGGGCAAGCUGUUACAUGCUGAUAGAGAGGUAGGUGUGUGUGUGUGUGUGUGUGUGCGUGUGUGUGUGUUGUGUGCGCGUUUAAUAAGAUGACAUAUGACAACACAUGUAAAUGUUUCUAGGUCUGAAUGUAGGCAGCCACAUGCUGACGAUCGCUGGUGUUUCUCUUAAUUCAGUGAUUCACUUUUAACUGAAUGAUUGUUUGGAGUUUUUGUUUGUGUCGAUGGCAGAAUGCUUUGUGCAAUCAGUGUGUCAGGGGCAAUAGGGAGGAGCCUUACAAAGGUCGUGACGUACUGUAGAGUCGGUGCCAUAAAUGAUUUUGAAUUGCACUCUUACUUGUAGAUUGGAAGGACCUGAUGUUGAAGUCUUUUAAUGCAGUAGAAAAAACACACAGUUUUGCUCAGCAAUUCAGCAAAAUGUAUCGCAUGUUUCUGUUUUAGUAGAAUCAGAUUGUUUGGAAACUGGGUUUCGUGCAGAAGGAAUCCACUACGUCCUGUGCUUUUCGCCUAAAACUUAAAAAAAACAAACACACACACACACACAAACAUCUGACAGUUCUAGAAAUCAUAAAUUAGUUUAGGGGCCUUAGAAUCAUGGGAAAUAAAACUUGCUGUUCUGAGCAAGAUGUGGUGUUUAUUCACAUUCCUCUGACAUCUGUACAUAUAUUUUUGAUUUUUAUGCAAUAUAGUGUAAAUAUGACAACACUGUAAAACUGGGAUACAUGGGGCUUACAUGAUUGUCGUUUGUAUUAUAUGUAUAGAUUUUGCAGUGUCAUGUUUGUAUGCUCGAUAUUAAGAGUAUCACGUUCUGCUCGAUAACUCUGUGGUCUGAAGUAAGCUACUGUGAUGUAUCUCAUCAACUCAUCCUCCUUUUUUGUGACCUUUAACAUGUUUUCACAUGUUCCAAAAUUAACUUGAAGAGAAAGGAAAAGUCACACGGGGUGGGGGGGGGGUGGGGGGGGGGACUGGGCUAUUUCUAAAAAUGUAGCAUUACAUAACAAAACUGUGAGGGCUGUCAGCGUUUUCCAUGAAUGUCUUUAUUGUUGAUGAUGUAUUCGCCGGCUGACUGCAGCUUGAAGAAUGAUGACUGUGUAAAAUAUGAAAUAUUAACGAGAUGAACCAGCAGUUCUGCACAUGUUUGCCAGUAAUUUCUGCAGUAGAUUUUUUUUCCUUUUUUCUUUUUCUUUUUUUUUUUAAGGCUUUGGGCAUCAUCUCUGACCGUAUCCACGUCUGUGCAGAGUGAGUAAGAUACGUUCAAGUACACAGAGCGCUUCACUGUCAGUGUUUCAAAAAGAGUUUCGAGGUCGGGUGUCGGUCAGUGUUGUUAAGUCAUGUGGUCGUGUUUCGGACUCGUCAUGAUGAGCAGCGGCUUCGAGCUUCACCGGGGAAAAGAUUUUAAAUAAGGAAUCCUGAUUAUUUGCAAAGCGUAGCUCAUGUCCACGACAUGCAUUUGAUGUUAAUGUGCAAAUACUUGGUACUAUACAUAGAGGCUGUCAUAUAUCAGCAUUCACACACACACACACACACACACACACACACACGUAUGUGAUUCUGUACUGUAGAUGCCUUUUAAAUUACAAACCCUAAAUGACACCCAGAAAGUAGCCUAGGACACUAAGUAUGUAAUGCAGUAUUUGCUCUGUCGUGCUGGCUAUAUAAAAACGAUAAUCUUGUCUACUACAUAUACUCUAUGUUGACAAGUCAAACAGGAAAUACUUCAUGUGACAUGACACAGAAUAUAGCUUAUCUAAACGGCAUAUUGUCUCUGAGAAUGACACUGAACCACGAGAUUGACCGCAGAGAUUUUAAUGUUAAAAGAAUCUGAUGUUUACUUGCAUUAGAUGUGUUGUAAAUGUAUUGCUAAUGUAUUGUGAGAGAAUAAACGCACCUUAAUGUUUGCCACUGUUCAGUUCAGAGGGUGAGGAAAGGAGGGAAAUUUGAACUGAAAAUGAUUUCUGAAUUGUCCUGACUGCAAAUUGAAACAAAUCACUGAAUUUUAUUUGAACAAUUAAAUGUUUUGUUUUUUUUUUCCAACCCCACACACACACACACAAACACACACAAACAACAAUUGACAUUUAAAUCCUCAAAGCACAUUCAAUGCUUGUUUACAAAGCAUCAUGGAUGUAUAUUUUGUAUAUUGUUGAUUUGCCAAAUCUAUGUUCUGUGUCACAGAUAAUGUCGUUUCUAGUAGUGUGAGACUUUGCUCCCUUGCCACCAGGAUGUUUAAUAAGAACAUUUGUUUGUGCAGUAAUCAAUGUCUUUUCAUACGUCAGGUUCUUCUUUGUCUGCUUGUCUUUUCUUUUUGUUUCUUUUUUCUCCUCUGUGCAAAGUUAGUAUUAGAUGAACUUGCUUACAAUGGUUUGUCUUUUAGAAUAUGUGCAAUAAAAGUGUUUUGAGUUUUGUAUUUUGCCCAAGGAAAGCUCUAUGGAUGUCAUAGAUGUUGUAUAUUAAAACAGAUAUUUAUACUUCUAAUGUUGCGUAAUACUGAAAAUAAAAUGGAAUUAUAAAUUA